AUGUCUUUCUUCGGCUUCGAUACAGCUCUUCCCAGGGACAAGCCUGGGUCGUCAGGUCGGGGCAUUUUCGAGCACACAAACCCCUUUAACGAAGUCGCAAAGGCCCGGAAGCUACAAGCCUUCCGAGAUAAUGACGAAGAUGUCCUCGACUUUGAAGAUACCUACGAUGGCCUGGGUGACAAACUUGAGGAAGCAGGCGACGACUUGAACGACGACACUUUCGGUGGUGGUGCCGAGGGCGGUGUCGCUGAGGGCAAUGUGGGCAAAGACUUUGACUUUUUUGGAAAUACCGCCCAAGUCUCAAAUGCCAUCAACGAAGAGCACAUGCGCUACAACUUGCAACACCCGUCCCAGCAUGCUGGUCCCGCCCAGCCCCAGCCGUCGAGGCCCAAAAAGACCGGCUACGAGAAGUAUCAGGAUCCGGGCUACAUUCCAGACAUUCAGGCAAAGUCCAGCGCAUGGGGUUCACGAGCUCCCCCUGCUGCUGCUCCAAGGUCCGACAACCGCAUCAGCACGGGUCGACCUGCCGUGCCGGCUUCGGUCCCUGCUCCUGUGCCCGCUUCCACCGCCGUGCCGGCUCCAGUGUCCCAGGCUCCGGCCAUGAUGACAUUGGAAGAAGUCGAAGCUCUUAUGCUUGCUCAAUCUCAGGCACAACAGCCACCAGCGCCGUUUCCUCAGGCGCAGUCAUCUCCGUUCCCAGCCCAACAUUUCCAGCAGCAACCCCCUCAGCAAUUCCAGCAGACGGGCCCACCCCUUAGUAUGACAGCCCAUCAGCAACCACAGCCACCCGGGCCUGCAGCUGGAGCUCACAAUCGCAUGCCUUCAGCUCCCCGUGGCCCUCACCAACCUCUGCAGAUUCUCCAGAAUCCAAAUAGAGCUCGGCAUUCUCCGCAGCCAAGUCUCGAACGAGCGCAACCAGUGCAACCACCCGUAACCCAAGGACCUGGAGCAUUACCUGUCAUCACGCACCCUCAGCAGCUUAUGGAAUUAUCCGAAGAGCAGCGUCGUGCCUAUCUCGAAGAAGAUGCUAGACGAGCUAAGAGAAACCACAAGAUCUUCCUGCUGUCCCGAGGCAACGGUUUGAUGACACCGCAAGACAAGAACUUUAUCACUCGGAUUCAACUUCAGCAAUUAGUUGCAGCAACUGGAAGCUCAACCGAUGCAAAUCCUGAGGCUGCCCUUAACGAGGACUUCUAUUACCAGGUCUAUAGCCAAAUCCGGGGUGCUCCACGACAGCAUCCGACGCAACCCCUCGGCCAUUUUGCUCAGACGUACCUGUUUCAAACUGGGACUCGCAUGGGUAACAGGAGACAGCAGAUCAAUGGGGACAACCACAUGCAAAGGAUGCAACAGCAAGUCCAACGAGCCGUAGAGGCGGCCAAGCUCAAGCCGAAGAACAAGCAGCUGAUUAUCGAGGGCAGUCUGGGGAAAAUCUCCUUCAGCAAUGCCAAGACUCCCAAACCUCUGCUCAAUAUCAAAAGAACAGAAAGCUUCGAUAACCGCCCUGGCAGCGCAAAGAAAGGCGAAGGCGUCAGCACAAGCGACCGCAAAACCGUCCUGAGAAACAUUGAAGCUGUCUAUACGACUCUUAUGCGCCUUGAGGAUCAUGAACGCCAGGCGCCACCACCAGCGACCGAGGGCGAUGGUGAUUCCAUUCAAGCGCAUCUUGAAUGGCGUCAGAAGCAGCGCGAACUCCUUGACAGUCUUUGGCAAGGUCUUAAGGUGCUCGAUCCUAUCGUCCCAGGCUCACUUGUUGCUCACCCGUUUAUCGCGUUCUUGUCAUUCGCUAAAGGGAAGAAGGCCAUUCCUCGUGUGUUCCAUCAAAUUGACCAGGACAAACCAAUUAUCAUUUUGACAAUGGUUGUGGUCCAUCUUGAUCAGCUGGACGUUGUGAAAGACGCUAUUUUGGCGCCUGGGGCAUCACAGCCUCCUCCGAUGGUCCGAGAGGAAAUCGAGCUCUUCUCUCAAACCGUAAUGCCGUGCUUGUUGUCUUGCGUCACAGAAGCACCAAUUAACAUUAUCACUGGGCUGCUUGGACUUCUCAUCGAUCGCACAAACAUUUCGGUUGUUGCGCAUACCAAGAUCGGUCUCGGCAUGAUGACGAUGUUGUUGACACGCGCUGAGCUGGUGAAAGAGGCUGGGUCAGUGACUGACGAGGACUGGCAACAGUGGACCAUGUUAUACAGUCGGCUCUUCGAUAUUUUGGAGCCUCUUCUUGCUACGCUGUUCCCCGGGCCAGUCAAUUCUGGAGACGACAUGUAUGUGUGGCAAUUCUUGGCAGCCAUUGGCAUAUGUGCUAGCCCUGAGCAACAACAGAGGCUGGUCAUUGGGGUGAAGGACAGAGUCAUGGAAACAGUCCUUCAGAGCAAGGCAUUACCUCCGGAGAUGGCGGGUGCCCGGCUCGGUAACGUCAACUUGUUUAUGAGGGCUAUCGGUCUUGAUGUGGAGAUGUUGGGUUGA
This is a messenger RNA of Cladophialophora yegresii CBS 114405, 2460 nucleotides long. RefSeq lists its product as uncharacterized. Gene Ontology annotation, cellular component: P-body. Bases 1 to 2460 code for a protein of 819 amino acids. The transcript has 2 exons. The record is from RefSeq and is a predicted model, not a curated record. NCBI's taxonomy places the organism in Eukaryota, Fungi, Ascomycota, Eurotiomycetes, Chaetothyriales, Herpotrichiellaceae. Gene Ontology annotation, molecular function: RNA binding. Gene Ontology annotation, biological process: P-body assembly; deadenylation-dependent decapping of nuclear-transcribed mRNA.